This is a messenger RNA of Mus pahari (shrew mouse), 10649 nucleotides long. It is a transcript of the gene Znf652, whose product is annotated as zinc finger protein 652. Gene Ontology annotation, molecular function: DNA-binding transcription activator activity, RNA polymerase II-specific; RNA polymerase II cis-regulatory region sequence-specific DNA binding. Lineage: Eukaryota; Metazoa; Chordata; Mammalia; Rodentia; Muridae. The record is from RefSeq and is a predicted model, not a curated record. The transcript is spliced from 6 exons. Gene Ontology annotation, biological process: regulation of transcription by RNA polymerase II. Gene Ontology annotation, cellular component: nucleus. Bases 272 to 2101 code for a protein of 609 amino acids.
GGCGGCGGCGGCGGCCCGGACAAGAUGCUCCAAGUCCCUUGUAGCUCUCUUCGAAAGAAGAUCAGGAGUGUUCUGCUCUUGCCGUAAGAACAGCCCUUUUUGACUUAAGGUGUGGUUGGUGCUGUGACACAGGAAGAACUGCAUGCAAGCUCCAGGAGUUUUCUUAUUUUCACUUCUUGAGCAGUUAGUUCUCUGUGGAUGGAUAAAGAUUUGAGUCUUAAUUGCCCUGUUUUCAAGGUGUUCUGUGUAGUCUGAACUGGGCCACUUCCUAAUGAGCUACACACCCAGUCCUUGUCAGGAGCUGGUUGAACCCUGUGCAGUGCAUGCAGAAGGAAUGGCCCAGGAAGAGAGCCAUCGAAGUCAGGCGCCACCCACCUUGUACCAUGGUGCCAGUCAGGAGCUCGACCUGUCCACCAAAGUGUAUAAAAGGGAGUCUGGAAGCCCUUACUCUGUGCUAGCAGACACCAAGAUGAGCAAACCACAUCUCCACGAGACGGAGGAGCAGCCAUAUUUCAGGGAGCCAAGGGCAGUGUCUGAUGUGCAUACUGUCAAGGAAGACCGGGAGAAUUCUGAUGACACGGAAGAGGAGGAGGAAGUCUCUUACAAAAGGGAGCAGAUCAUAGUGGAGGUAAACCUUAAUAAUCAAACGUUAAAUGUAUCUAAAGGGGAAAAGGGUGUCUCUUCUCAGUCCAAAGAGACUCCUGUUGUUAAGACAAGCAGCGAGGAAGACGAGGAAGAGACUGAGGAGGAGGAGGCCACAGAUAACAGCAGUGACUACGGAGAGAACGGACGGCAGAAGAAAAAGGAGAAGCAAGUGGAGAAAGUCAGGGUUACACAAAGGCGAACCCGGAGAGCUGCCUCUGUUGCCGCAGCCACCACUUCCCCUACACCCCGCACAACUCGGGGCCGUAGGAAGAGUGCAGAACUGCCCAAGAGGAAGAAGCGGGCCUCCAAGGAGGCUAAAGCACCAGUCCAGAAAGCUAAGUGUGAAGAGAAAGAGACUCUGACCUGUGAGAAGUGCCCCAGGGUGUUUAAUACUCGCUGGUACCUGGAGAAGCACAUGAACGUUACUCACAGGCGCAUGCAGAUCUGUGAUAAAUGUGGCAAGAAGUUUGUCCUGGAAAGUGAGCUGUCCCUUCACCAGCAAACAGACUGUGAAAAAAACAUUCAGUGUGUUUCCUGUAACAAAUCCUUCAAGAAACUCUGGUCCCUUCAUGAACAUAUCAAGAUUGUCCAUGGAUAUGCAGAAAAAAAAUUUGCCUGUGAGAUAUGCGAGAAGAAGUUCUAUACCAUGGCUCAUGUACGAAAACACAUGGUUGCACACACAAAAGACAUGCCAUUUACAUGUGAGACCUGUGGAAAGUCUUUCAAGCGCAGUAUGUCACUCAAGGUGCACUCCUUGCAACAUUCUGGAGAGAAGCCCUUCAGAUGUGAGAACUGCGAUGAGAGGUUUCAGUACAAGUACCAGCUCCGCUCCCACAUGAGCAUCCACAUUGGGCACAAACAGUUCAUGUGCCAGUGGUGUGGCAAGGACUUCAACAUGAAGCAGUACUUCGAUGAGCACAUGAAGACGCACACUGGAGAGAAACCUUUCAUCUGUGAAAUCUGCGGCAAAAGCUUCACCAGUCGACCCAACAUGAAGAGGCACCGCAGAACUCACACAGGCGAGAAACCCUACCCCUGUGAUGUGUGUGGUCAGCGGUUCCGCUUUUCCAACAUGCUGAAGGCCCACAAGGAGAAGUGCUUCCGAGUGACCAGCCCAGUGAAUGUGCCGCCAGCUGUCCAGAUCCCACUCGCCUCAGCUCCAGCUGCUCCCGCUCCAGCCGUGGCCAACACUCCCAGCAGCCCAGCCCCUGCAGUCAGUAUGAACCCUGUGGGUGGUGUUCUUCCCUCAAGACCCGUCCCACACCCUUUCUCACACCUGCACAUACACACGCAUCCACACCACACGCACCACCUCCCCAUCCCUCCUGUGCCUCACCUGCCCCCACCCCCAGCCCUCUUCAAGAGUGAGCCCCUAAACCACAGAAGCCAGAGCGAGGACACCUUUCUGAGACACCUGGCAGAGAAGAACAGUGCGGCCCCGGCCCAGCACCAUUAGCCCCAGCCAGUGCCAUCCCCACAGUGAGCUGGCAGAAGGGGUGCAGCUGUACUUCUCUGGGGUCUUCCUGUUUCCAUGGCCUCCUUCAGGGCCUUCACCAUUGUCCUGGUGAACCAUCAGACUGACCUGACGGAGUAAAGAAGAAGUCUGCCCUUGAAACCAGGGAAACCACCGAACUAAAGCCCAAUUUGCUUGCAUUUUCUGAUGACUUUUAUAAAUUUCAGAUACUGUGACUGUGGGAUUUUAUAAUUUCAUAUCAGCGGAUGAGGUAUGCUUGCUUUUAUAUCUCGGUCUUCUCCUCAAAGAGGGGUGGACCUGUUUCCUUUAUACUAAUCGGGAAGGCUGUGAGAUUAAUCCGGAGCAUUAACUGUAUCACUGUGUAUUAUAAUGAAUUCUUUUCAGCUUUUGGUGCUGGCUGCAGAGUCGAGCUGGCUGCGUUUCACACAAUAUCAAGCAUUAUAGAGAAGAUGGGAAUUUUCUUCUUUGUGUAGCUCUUUUAACACACUCUUUAUUUUACUACAGAAAUUAUUUUAGAGUUUUUGUAUAGACUUUAGUAGUCUGUUUCUAAAAUGAGAUGUAUUUCAAUAAGCUGUGUAAUUUUUUCAGUGUAGCUAAACCCAUGUUGUAAAAUAGAUAAAUUUUUAUAAUCAUCAAAAUGUGAUUCUUAAAGAUGCAUAUAAUAACUUCUAUUUCAAAUAUUCUUACAUCCGUACAACUCAAAGGUGCUUCUGAGACUGGAUGUAUCUGAGCGGGUCACAAAAAGCAGGCCAGGUACAAAAGCAAGGUUCAAUAUAAAGUUCAUCAUCAGUGAAUUGGAAGUCUCUGCUGGGCAUUCAGUCCAACUGGCACAGCCAAUGUUGGUGUCCCUUUGAGUACUCUAUGGAUUCAGUGGGGUGGUGCGAGGGAAUGGGGUCACUCAGAGUUAGCAGGGCUUGCAAACGUGAAUGACAUUUGUGAAUGCCCUCGGGAGGAAGUGGCAGAGGUCGUUUCCUUGGAUCAUGUCUGUUUCUCACUCUUCUUAGAAACUGUGUUGUGCGUAGCUGUUGGGAGAAGAUGGAUUGGAAUCUCUUACUUUGAGGUUCCAGUGUUUUCCAAGAGUUGUUAGGAGAAGCCAAUAUGGUGAACUGAAACCACAAACAUAACUUCUGAGAGUGACCGAGAAAUGUGGAUGAGAAGACAAGUUGACUUUUGAGUUUUAAAAUGUCUGCAGUCUCUAAAACCUGGGUGUCCACAACUGACUGGUAUCUGCCAUUAAAAGUGUAGUGAGCGGAAACCCCCGAUCCCACUGCCUGCCCUCUGCAGAGGAGGGAGAUGGCAGCACCUUAGGUGAGGAGAGAGCAGCCCUUGCCUCUGAGCGGCAGCUUACUCCGUCAAGAUUUGGGGAACUUCCACAGAGCAUGGUCACCCUGGAGUGAAUAUUCAGAAGGCCAACGAGAAGGGCUAACAUGGUGGUCCUAGACAGCUGACAGGUGUGCACAGCACAGCUCCCACACGUUCUGUGCUCUUCUUCUCACAGGCUGAGUUCCAAGAAUGGCCUCUGUCUCCCGCCUCUCUCCUCCUCAUCUCUCUAUCCUCAGGCUCUUAAAUCAGACCCUUAGCUCUUAUUUAUUUAUCUUUGAUAUUAAAUGUGCAGAUAUGCGUCGUGCACUUUCUUCUGGCUACUUUGCAGUGGGGACACACAGACUCUGGACUGAGGUUAGGCUCCUGCUUUUAAGUAUCAUACUCUAAAUUUGUUUUUAACUAUCAUACCUUAAAUUUGUUUUUCUGGUUUACUAUUUCUAGAUUUUCUCCAGUUUUGCCCUUAUCUUCUGUAAACAUAGGAAACAUUGUGUGCGGAGUCAGGAAGGUCUCUCAGGACACGCCUUCCCUCCAGCUUCUAGCUAUGAAUUUUAAUGAAUGAUAUUUGUAAUAUUUGCAUACAUUCUUGCAGCCCUCACAUACCCGAAGCAAACAAGGAAGCAGAUUCCUUUUCUGAAUGUCGUGACUUAGAAGUCACCCUACUCCAUUACCUCCACAGUCUCCUUUGCAUCUUAUGGGAAGUCUGCAAAUCUACACUUUCAUGUAGACAUAUCCGUAUCUCAUGGUUAAACUUAUAAUAUUAAAAUAUUUUUUAUCAAAAAAGGUAUAAAUUAUAGCUAAGUUAAUUGGUUAUACCUUAUUUUAUACUAAAUGCUUUUACAAUAUGAGGCAGAGAUUCUGAAUUCUAGACUUGAGGCUGUUGAAUUAUAACCAUUCUAUGGUUAUACUAUGAAUAUUCAUUGAAAAAUUCAGGUUGUCAGUUCUGACUUUAUUCCAAUGACUAUAGCCAUAAGAAACUGUCUUCUACAUAGGAAGCCCAAUAGCAAGUUAGUAAGCAUCGCUAUCCUUAACAGAAGCAGAAAAAAUAAUUUAAAACAGUGACUUAGCCCUACCCCACUCUAUCAUUCUUACUCAAAUGUGGAACAGUGUAGAAAUGGCAAUUUUUUUUUUUUUUUUCCUGGAGAAGUAUAUCUUCCCUGACUUGAGAAGCCUACUCUAAAAAAUGACUCUCAAAAGUGUACGACUAAUGGGCAUAUAUAUAAUGAGAUCCAUACAGAAAUGCUUCAGAGUCAGAAACCACAGGGCCAUGCCUUAAACGUGCAGGUACCUCAGCUGUCACGUGCUGGAGACUCAGACUCAGGGUUGACAGUGUGCUUGGGGUCUGCUAGCUAUGAAGGUAAGAGCUGCAGUGUGUGCUGUGCUCGCCCACAUGUGCUGCAGUGCCCCAGGAAUUCCACAGAACCUGUUACGUUCUUGUUACCUGUCCAUGGAAAAAGACCCGUGGAAGAGUUUGAGUUCUAGGCCCGUAUCUUUACUGUUGUCUCAUAACACAUCACAUUUUAGAAUAACAGGUUUUAAAUCAAGGUUUUCUCAUUACACCAUUUUAUACUAUCUUCAAAGGCUUUGUUGUUGCAAGGAUUACUUAUUUACUUAUAUGUAGACCAGGCUAGCCUUGAAUUCACAGCCUGAGUGCUGGAUCUUGCCAGCACCAAGAAUGUUGUUGUUGUUGGGGUUCUUGUUUUGCUUUUUUGAGAAAAGGUCUCUCACUAAAUACCUACGCUAAACUGAACUUCCCCGUGGAUAUGGUCAUGGUUACCUCAAACCCAUGACUCCCCCACCUCAGCUUCCCAAGUGCUGGGCUCAUGGUACCUGUUCUUCCUCCCUGCCUGGCUUCCACAGGAUGCUCUCUCUGUGUUGGCAUUACAUUUUUGGGUUGAGUCAUGCAUCAUUUGUUUUCUUCUCAUGGAUUUAUCAUUUGGAUACAAACUUUUUUAGCCUAGUGAAAGGCUGCUGCUCUCAAACUGAGUCAGGCUCAGACUGGGUUGGGUUUUAAAACUGAAUGAAAAGAAGAUUUAAAGGCAUGGGGCUUCAAUUUUUUUUUUUUUUUUUUUUGGUAUAUUAUUUUGAUUUGAUUCUUAUUUUUAGCAAAUGGGGAAGUCUCCACAUAAAACUUUAUAUAAAGCUCAAAGAAACCUUUGAAAAUCAUUUCCAGGUACUGUCUUAGUAACCCUCAGACUCAGGCCUUCAGCAUGGACCUCUCCAGAGUUGUCCAAUCUGAGAACCUCAUCUGUUGACAGUAUCCUUCUGAGCUAGCCUCCACCCCAUACACCCCACCCCACACCCUCACCCCUUCUAACCAGAGCCAAAAUCUUUGACGUUUUGAAUUUUUAACUUCUUGAAAAUCUUUUUCAGUUUUAUGAUUGUUGAGUGGAUGUGGAUGUGUGUUUAGUUUCAUUUUUAUUUCCCUAGAAGGUUUAAAUUUUGAGACUAUGAAGUAGAGAAAGAACUCAACUGCAGGGGCACGCAUGCGUGUGUGGGGGGGGUGAGGGGUGUGGGUGUGUGUGGGUGUGUGCACACGUGUGCACAUAUUCAUGAAUGCACACAUACAUCUAUAUGGAUCUAGUCCCUCUUGGAGGUUUGGUUAGGAAAACACACUAUGGUAGGUGAGCUUCUUGUAUUUAAAGAGAGAAAAACUAAAACUUCCAUUAAAAGAACCCCUCUGUUUAAGCUCCUAUAUGAAAAAUACCACUUUUGUUACUGUGAUGGUUCACGUGGCCGAGAUGUUGCUGCUGGUCGGCGUGUGUAGCAUGUCAUGAAGAGAGAGUAUGCUAGACCUAACCAUUUUAUCAGCUAAAAAAAAUCAGGUGGGGUUCUUAAACUUGUAACCCUGAGCAAAGGGUCCCCAGGUUUAAGUUUUUUUCUCUACAUAAACCAAGGUAGAAAAUUUCCCAGGAGUUCUCUUGCUCUCUCCAUUUUUUUUUUUUUUUCAGGAAUAAAAGGUCAUAAGCCAUUAGAAAUAGUGGCAUUGUUAUGCAAUAACAACUCACUAGCUAACCUGAUUCUGUCAUCUGUAGCAUUCUUGAGAAGCAAUGCUGACCUUCCAACCCGGAACUACCUCGAUAAAGCAGCCCAGAGAUCCUCACUGCACUUUCUAUGGAAGCCAUAAAAGUCGUCAGUGUGUCCGUUCACCUUCACAGUUGAAUACUUUUAUACUCGCUAGGCCUGUUUAUAGACUUACAAUCAGACCUUUCCCUCUUAGGGCACAGCUUUUCCAAGACUCCAGGGAAAGCCAAAUUCCUCAAAUGUUCCAACUUUGAAGCUCUCUAGCUUCAGUACAUUUGUUUAAAGAACCAGAUGCCAUGUCAUUCAAAAAAAUUACAUUUAAUUCAAAACUACUGUGUAGACCUACAUAUUCUGAAAACAAACUCCUCCUUUUUGUUCCCUUAGUAGGGGCCAUGUUGUUAUAAAGUGGGUCUCUCUCCACCCUGUUAAUUCAGGCUCCUGGUUGAUGUGUGUCGGGACAGCGUUCCUGGAGUUGUUUCUGUUACUGUAGCACGGAGACCUGAGUACCUGUCUGUCUGAUCCCCUACUGUCGUAGCAGCUUUAGUCUCAAUCACUCUGCUCUCGAGUGCCUUCAAAAAGCCCAUGCCCUGAAACCUCUGUCCCGGUCUGAAUCCUACCUCUGAUUGAUUCGUUCUCCAUGAGUAUCGGAAUUCACCCUAUUCCAAAGGGCUUAACACCUGGCUGGGGGCUGUGAACACGUUUGUGUGUUGUUGCCCUGUCACUCACGGCUGGGUCACCUUUGUAGCUUUGUAUCUUACUCUCCCCACCCCCAAACAACCUCUGGACUAGAGCCAUCCGUCCUUCACCUUCUAGUCUUUCACCACAGACCAAGGUCACCCAGCAAGUCUCUGGGCCAUCCUUUUCUCAUCUGAAGUCUUCCUGAGUACCUACCUGCCCUUCAAACUAAAGGAACUCGAGCUGCCGCUGGGCUGCACAUAACAUUGCAUAAACACUUACAGGGUUUUUCCCUUGACUAGCUUAGUCAGAGAGGAGAAAAGUGCUCUCUGGGGUUGUUAACAAAUCCCUUUCUUGAUGUUUGAUCUGCCCCUCUCAUCAGCCACCUGUCCCCCUCGUAAACCCCAUUACAUCAUUUAAAAAGUGUGAUUGAUGUCUAAUGAUGUAUGAAAGACAGAGGAAAAAGGAAGCUGACGUGUACUCUGUGUGUAGUAUGUGCACUUCAUUGAUAAAAAUUUCUUUAGCAACUGGCUGGCUCUCACAUCCCAAAUUAAAGUUUGUGCUGUAUAAUGGGUUGAUAGUUCCCUCCUAAGCGAAAACAGAUGUGCUCUUUCAGUGAGGAAACUGGAUUUUUUUUUUUUUAAGGCUAAUGAACACUAAUUAGAGUAUUUUGACCUUAGUCAGAAGUUUUGCUUUCUGACUUAGUCGCUUGUGUCUUUCCUUCCAGUUAUUAGUACCCAGGCACCCAAGACUGAUGGUCGCACAAGGUGGGAGUCUGGAAAGACGGCUGUUGAUAAAUUUUUCAUCCUUUUUGUCUGGGAACAGACAGGAUGUUAAUUGGUGGGACAAUACCAAAUUUGUGAGACUUGGUUUGGAAAUAUAGAAGUCAAGACAUUAGAAUGCUCCACUGGCUGUUUGGAUUGAGAGCAGUGUGCACACUGGAAAAGGUAGAGUCUGUGGUGCAGAAAUCAUUCCCAAGUUUCUAAAGUACCCUCCAUGUUUGCCGUUGCAGUCAGUCUUGAGAACUGGGUGCUUUUGAAUCAGUUCCUUUUCUCUCCAGUGUCCCAGGCAUUUGGAUACUGAAGAACCAUAGCUACUGUCACUGGGAAGACCCAUGCCCUUCGAGAAGGAUGACUGCUUUAUUGUGUAGCAAUCAGGAUACUUUUGGUCAAGUAUCAAAAAGUUUGCCCCUCAGAGGUUUCCCCAUCACUAACCCCAGCUUACCUUCAUCCUAGUUGAGCUUCUCUGGUGAGAUUGGGGAUGUGACAAAUUACUUGAAAAUGAUUUUAUAGGUAAUGGAGAUGCUCAAAAAGGGAUGGAAGCCGGGUUUUUGUUUAAUGUCAGAAGGAAAUUGGAUGGUUUCAGUGGAGUCAAGAGCCUGCCUGUAUGGGUCUGAGAAGAGAGCAGUGGCUUGUUUCUGCGUCUCCAGCUCCCGUGAACGAGCACAGCCUCUCCAUCUGCCUUACCAUGUAGGGAGCCAGGGAGCCAGAAACAGGGUCUCUAUCACACCCUGCGUAGGCUCUGCGACUCUGGCUGCAUUGGAAAAUACACAUGAUCGCUCACUUGAGUUAAGUUGGAAAGAAAUAAAUGGUGUAGUGUAAUGUCUGUGUUUACUUCUCAAAUUGUAUCGCUAGAUACGUGGCCUCAGAAAACCAGGUGAAUUACCUUCCAGAAUAUGAGCGGUCGGGAGUGGGGGUGAGGGUUGUUUUGGGUUUUGGUUUCCUCUGCAGUACUUGUUUUGGCCAUACGGGGCGAUAAAGUACUUUAUUCUCAGCUUUUAAGUCUCUUCUGGGCUACCUCUUGGCUCACUGAUUGAAUUUGACUAAAGCAUUUUCACAAUCACUAAGUUGAGCAGUUAACUCAGGCCUGGUGAUGUGAGCAGAGAUGGGGUCCUGUGUCUGAGGUCCAUGCGACUCGUCAGGCAGCAUAACCAGCAAGCCUUUGUUAAUAUUGGUUACGUGAGACUGAAAGCUAAGCCCUUAUCAUAAAGGCUCCACUGUUUACUAAACGCAGAGCUAACGGUGACCCUCCUCCCUGUUUCCACCCUCCAAAUCCCAUUGCAGCCCAGCCUGCCCUAUCACAUCUUAUAUGAGUAAGCACAUGCUCUCUCACUUUGUCUGCUUCCGGUGGGUAGGAAGGUCUCCCAGAGCAGGCCUGGCCCUGCACUGGUUUCUUGUCUUUGGGCCGCUGGCCCUCUUCGGCUCUCGGGGAAUUUUGAUUGGGCCCAUUGCAGUGUCUUCAGAGGAACAGUUGGAUAUCCACUCAGGAAAGCACCGAGCCUGAGAAUAUUUACCUUGUAGGAUCAGGAAGCAUUUUCCUGUGAAAGGGCCUCCCCAACUGAUUUCUUCCUGGUCUCUUUCCCCCAGCAAGGGCCUGUGCAAUGCCAGAUGGGGGAUCCUUGUAAUUCCAGCCCAGGCAGAAGAAGUGGAAGGGAAGCUGUGACCAGGGUAGGUGGCAGGUGGCCUGGUGUCCCCACAGUCCUGAGGUCACUUGCACUUUCUCAUUUCUUAAAGGAAGUCCAGUUGUCUUGCCAGGAAUCUUUAGCCUUAGGUUUACAAAGCUUGCUGUUGAGUGUUCGUCCAGAGGAGUGUAAGAAAGCAGGAGCUGCUUGGUUCCAGUCCUGCCUGCAAGGGCAAGAAGAUUUAAGACUACGUCUAAUCUCGAAUGGGACAGUGUCUCUUCCUUACCUCUGUAGAGGGCGUUGAAGGUCAAGUUGGGACUUGGUGAGGGAAGGCACCUGUCAUGCUGUAAAGAAGGUUAUUGGGCCUUCAGUUGGGGGUNGGGGUGAGNGGUGGGUAGAAGAGAGUCUGUUNGGACGGGAAGGAGGGAGAGGAGGGCUGCUUGGCCCAGGGAGCUAGCUGCAUGAUGGGNGGAGCCAGGCGGGCUCUGAACUGGUCCAGAUGCCUGGCUUCCCUUAGUCAUCUUUUCCCUAGCAUCCUGUCAGACCCCCGGCGUGAUGAUUUUCUUCCCUGUGUUAACUAUACCAAUAUUAUUUUUUUAGUAAUGGAAAUGCACUUUUUUUUAUUUCAACUCAAUCAUGAUUUUAAGUAUAAAAAUUUAUAGAUUGUUAAAACUACUUUUUUGUGUAUUUUUAACCACUCAAUGUAGCAUUGUAUAUUUUAUUCUUAUUGAGACUCUGGUACACGGUGUGCCAUUUAAUGAUUUUUUUUUUCCCAACAUGCUGGGCCUUUGGAUGUGUACGGUAACCAACUUCAUGCUAAUGUUCAAAGUAAAAAAAAGAAAAGUAGCCAUAUUCCCAUGUGUCAUUUCUUUAUUUCUUCUCUAAGCUCAGAUGACAUUUUGAGGGUGGGCUCCUUGGUCAGUGGUUGUUCAUUUUAUGUAAUCAUGUAACUCAUGUCUGUAUUAUUGGUUGGUAUCUCCAAUACUGUUGGUAGUGUGCCUACCCCAAGCCCCAAAUCCAGCCUGGUCCCUUAAGAGUAACAUACUGCUGGUGAGAUGGCUCAGUGGGUAAGAGCACCCGACUGCUCUUCUGAAGGUCCGGAGUUCAAAU